AUGGAUCCAAAUAAUAUUCAUAGUCAGAGCUCUAGUUUAUUCUUCACAGUCAACAAGGGAGCUUCACAACCAGUGGCCCGUGGUGUUAGACGCAAAUGGGACCCGGCUGAUGAUGAGGUGUUGAUCAGUGCGUGGCUCAACACUUCUAAAGAUGCAAUUGUAGCAAAUGAGCAGAAGUCGGGGACCUUCUGGGAUAGGGUUGCUCAUCUCUAUUCCUCAAGUCCUCAUGGAUUAGAAGAUGGUGAGAGAGAACCCGGGCAAUGCAAGAAAAGGUGGCAUAGAAUAAACGACGACGUUAACAAGUUUUGUGCCGCAUACUCCGCAGCAGAGAGACAGCAUAGAAGUGGUGAGAGUGACACUGAUCUUCUAAAGAAGGAGCAUGAGAUCUUCUUUGCUGAUCAAGCUAAGAAGUUUACUCUUGAACAUGCGUGGUGUACGUUGAGAUUUGAACAAAAGUGGAUUUCCCUUAACGCACUUAAAGCUGGCAACAGUGAGAAGAGGAAGAAUAGGCCAGAAGGAAUCAAGGCUGCUAAGGCUAGAAGAAAUGGUGGUAAAGGAAAGUCAGUGUCUGACUAUGCGAGUGUUUGGGAAAUGAAGAAGGAGGACUGGGAAAUGAAGAAGGAGGACUUGGAGAGGAAGGAGAGACUGUCGAAGUUGGCUAUACUUGACACUCUCCUGGGCAGGACUCAACCAUUGAGUGAGGCUGAAGAAGAUGUGAAGAAUAGGCUCUUAGCGGAGUGUUUCUGA
This is a messenger RNA of Brassica napus (rape), 747 nucleotides long. RefSeq names its product glutathione S-transferase T3-like. The coding region runs from base 1 to 747 and encodes 248 amino acids. The record is from RefSeq and is a predicted model, not a curated record. NCBI's taxonomy places the organism in Eukaryota, Viridiplantae, Streptophyta, Magnoliopsida, Brassicales, Brassicaceae. The transcript has 3 exons.